This is a messenger RNA of Xyrauchen texanus (razorback sucker), 2040 nucleotides long. It is a transcript of the gene lrriq3, whose product is annotated as leucine rich repeats and IQ motif containing 3. The transcript is spliced from 6 exons. The coding region runs from base 670 to 1824 and encodes 384 amino acids. Lineage: Eukaryota; Metazoa; Chordata; Actinopteri; Cypriniformes; Catostomidae. The record is from RefSeq and is a predicted model, not a curated record.
CAGCAAGUUCAACCAGUCUAACCUCUACCUAACUAUUUCAGUAGAAGCAAGAAAUAACUUUUUUACUUUAAACAUUGACAGUCUUUAUUCAACGACAAAUAUUAAUUUACAAAAGGGCAUCUACAAAUGUCACUGUUGACAUUCUGCUACAGUGUUCAGUUAAAAUCAAUAUUAUUUACAAAGUUCUUCUAACUGCAAGACAGUACAUUCGUUUAUAUGUGCACUUCCGGGUUCCAGUCAUGUGACAAACUGACGUCUGACGUCAUUACGUCUAUUUAUUUCUCUCUCUCUCUCUCUCUGUCUCUCUCUCUCUCUCUCUCUCUCUCUCUCUAAAUAAAUGUCAUUAACUUAUGCAGUCGAAAUAUUCAUUCUGCUUACGUAAAUUUAAUAUCAGUAUUACAAUUAUGUAAUGUAAGUAAUGUCGCGAAAAAGUGCUUGAAGAAACGUGUUUUUCUAACAACUGUUGUCAUAGCAACUUUUAUCUUGGAAUCUUUCAGCCAACAAAAGAGUACAACUGUUGCCCAAACACACCAUCUUGGUAAGAACAAAUUUAGCAGUCGUUUGAGAUGUUGAACAUUUAAAUGUUAAAAAAUAUUGUACAUCUAAUAUUACAGUCAUGCAGUUUUACAUUUUUCUAUUAUAAAGUAAUGAUCAGAAUGUUUCUGUGAUAUGAAAAAAAAAAAAAAAGACUUUCAGAAAAUGCAAGAGAUAUUAAUUUCAAAAGGAAGUAAAAUGGAUUCCCUGGGAGCCUACUGGGCAUAUUUGGUGAACUGCUCUCAAUCACUGAUCCUGGAUCAUGGCCACUGGGCAUCAGAGAGUGAGGAAGCCAGUGAUCUCCAGGACAUUGUGAUGGUCAAAAUGAGCAAUUUGCUUCUAAAGAAUCUAGAUCAGAUUGAAUAUUGCAGGACACUAAGGAUUUGCCUCUUGGCUGACAACUUUCUAACCAGGAUUGAAGCACUGAUGGAAUGCACACGUUUGGUGAAGUUAGAUCUAAAAGGAAAUCAGAUUGUUCAGAUCCCUGAUGCUUUGUGUUGGAGCCAUCUGAAAGAAUUACAAUUGCUCUAUCUACACGACAAUAACAUGGCAACCUGGAACCAUAUCAGGGGCUUGUCUGGCUGUUUAAACUUGACUGCAUUAACUCUCUACAAUACGCCAAUCAGUUUAAAGAACUUCAGACACUGUGUGGUCAACAACAUAUGGACACUGAAGGCCUUAGACAACUAUGUUAUCUCUGAUGAGGAAAUAAUCCAGGACUGGUUCCUUCCCUUUAAGUUCAAAGCAAUGAAACAACACUUUCAUGUCAAUUUGUAUCCAUCUUCAAAGUCGGAUUCAUUUGAGACAGAGAUGAAAGCGGUGUAUAAAAUAAUUGCUGAGAUAAACAGGAUUCAGGCCAUUUAUUCCCCUACACUUAUUAUACAACGCUGGAUUCGAGGCCAUUUAAUUAGAAAAAGUCUUGGUCUUUGUGGUACAAAGAAGCAGACAGGGCCUGAGAAACUGCUCACUCCCGUCCCACCUGUAAUGGCAGAAAAUGAGCAGGUAUCGUCUCAAUCCAGAGAAACCAUGAAACAGGAUACAGAUGACUACCAUGUGCUGACAAAGUCAUGGGGUGAGAGAGAUGUAGAGAUCAAAAGACUUCAUGUGAACUUAAAUAAGCUGAUGCAAACUGGCUACCCAGAGGAGGUUACCAAUGCUAAAUCAUUUGACAGUCAACAAGAGCUGAAUCCACCAUGUAACACCCCUCAGCCGAGUCUGAUAUCUCAAAGUCUAAUAUCUGAAGUUGAACUCAAAAUAUUUGAAUCAGGUACAGUUAACAGAGUAAAGUGACUUAGUUAAUCAAUAACUUUAAAAGACAAUUAUUUUAUUCAUUGAGAGCCUCUGUAUUGUAUGUCUUUAUGCCAAAGCUACUGGUGAUUUCUGUGAUGAAGUUGAGGAAGGAACCUUUCGUGUUUUGGGGCUGAAGGUGUCAGUCCACCAGACUGAGCCAUUGAGAGACAUGUUAUUGUCGCGUAAAGCUAGUGGACAGGACAUCCGUGAGGCCAU